AUGCUAGGCACAUUAAGUCAAAACAACAACUUCACUGCGUCUGCGAAUGCCUCGGCACCGCAACAACAGCAGCAGCGCGUUAACCCGAUUCGUCCCCUCACUAUUAAACAGCUCCUGGAUGCCCAAAGCGUUGGGCAAGGUGUUCUUGUUGUAGACGGCCGAGAAGCCACGCAAGCCAUCAUCAUUGGGCGCAUUAUUGGUUACGAAAACGCCAACGCGACCUCUGUCAAGGCCCUCACCGCGAAGCACUAUGGUUACUACAUCACCGACAACACCGGAAAGAUCUUGGUUCGACAAUGGGUUGAUGCUGAGAGCACCGAGGAUCCUCUCCCCCUCCACACCCACGUGCGCGCCUCGGGCUCCGUCAAGGUGUGGCAGGACGCUCCGGUGGUUACUGGAUCGGUGGUCGGGAUCGCCGACAGCAACGAGAUGAACUUCCACCUGCUCGAUGCCAUCCUUACCCACCUCCGACUCGUGAAAGGCGAGAAACGCGAGGCUGCCGCUCCAGGGGGGUUCGCCAUGAACACCGCCGCGGCGGUCGGGGCGCAGAACAUUUUGCCCGGUGGGGAUACGAAAAUCCCCCUGACGGACCUCCUCAUCAGCGUGAUCCAGCGCUCCGGUAACCCCGAUGUCGGCCUUUCCAUGGAUGAACUCAUUGCUGCAGCACAGCAGUACAAUUUUGGUCCUGGAGACGUGAGGAACGCCCUGCGCAUCUUAGCCUCGGAGGGAAAGAUUUACCAGACGCAUGACAAUCGUUUUAAUAUUUAG
This is a messenger RNA of Phytomonas sp. EM1, 768 nucleotides long. The record is from the annotation of a GenBank genome assembly. NCBI's taxonomy places the organism in Eukaryota, Euglenozoa, Kinetoplastea, Trypanosomatida, Trypanosomatidae.